AUGCCUUUUGAGGAAGAUAAAGGUGCUGUGCUGCCAGAACUGAAGCCAACACUAACUCCACAGAGAUGCAAUCUCAGUGGUUCAAUAGCAUCCCCAGAUGUCAAAUUAAACCUCGGUGGAGAUUUUAUCAAAGAAUCUACAGCUACGACAUUUCUGAGACAAAGAGGGUAUGGCUGGCUUUUGGAAGUUGAAGAUGAUGAUCCCGAAGAUAAUAAACCACUCUUGGAAGAAUUGGAUAUUGAUCUAAAGGAUAUUUACUACAAAAUCCGGUGUGUUUUGAUGCCAAUGCCCUCGCUUGGUUUUAAUAGACAAGUGGUGAGAGACAAUCCUGACUUUUGGGGUCCUCUGGCUGUUGUUCUUUUCUUUUCCAUGAUAUCAUUAUAUGGUCAGUUUAGGGUGGUCUCAUGGAUUAUAACCAUUUGGAUAUUUGGUUCACUAACAAUUUUCUUACUGGCCAGAGUUCUUGGUGGAGAAGUAAGUAGUUAAUUUUGAAAAUACUGGGGGUU
Carlito syrichta (Philippine tarsier) is the source of this 506-nucleotide messenger RNA. RefSeq names its product Yip1 domain family member 4 (gene YIPF4). Gene Ontology annotation, cellular component: trans-Golgi network. The transcript has 4 exons. The record is from RefSeq and is a predicted model, not a curated record. Gene Ontology annotation, biological process: endoplasmic reticulum to Golgi vesicle-mediated transport; vesicle fusion with Golgi apparatus. Bases 1 to 486 code for a protein of 161 amino acids. Lineage: Eukaryota; Metazoa; Chordata; Mammalia; Primates; Tarsiidae.